UGAUGCUCCUGCCACUCCUGGGGGUCCUGCAUCUGCUGUCUUGCCCAGCGCUAUCCCUGAGGCAGCCCAGUGAAGAUUACUGGGGAGACUAUGGCCCGUAUGGACCAUGCAGCAGAACUUGUGGAACCGGUGUCGCUUUGAGAACAAGAACCUGUGUUACUAUGAGGACAGACGGAGGUCACAACUGUGUUGGAUCCUCCAAGUCCUAUAAGACCUGUAACACACAGCCAUGCCCAGCUGGAGCCAUGGAUUUCAGGGAGGAGCAGUGUGCCCAGUUCAAUCGCGUGGACUUCCAGUCAAAGCGUUACUCAUGGGGGCCAUACUAUGGAGCCACAAACCCCUGUGAGCUGGUGUGUGUCCCCAGAGGAGAGAACUUCUUCUAUCGCCACAGGCCCAGCGUGGUGGAUGGCACACCCUGCUACGUGGGCCGCAGCGACAUCUGUGUGGAGGGAGUCUGCAGAGUGCUGACUCAUAGUGGGGAGUUUCUGAGUUUGGAGACAGGCCCCUCAACUCCUUCUGUCCCCUCACGCCCCUCUGUUUAUGAACCCUCAGCUCCCCUGAGAGAGACAUACAGAUACUCGAUGUCUGCGUUCUCCGAGUGCUCUGCGUCCUGUGGUGACGGCUUGCAGACCCGCACGGUGCAGUGCGUGACGGACGGCUCAGGUCUCCCCCGUGUGGUGGACGACUCUUACUGCGCCUCUCAGGGUCUCACUCGCCCUCACGAGCAGAAACACUGCAGCGGCAGGGCCGCCUGCGCUGAGUACAGCGUGUCCAGCUUCAGCACGUGCUCGGCCUCGUGUGGACAGGGCACCCAACAGCGGGAGGUCUACUGCGUGGGCGGCCAUGGCGAGAGGCUGCCGGAGUCGGCCUGUGCUGGACUGCCUCGGCCAGAGGAAGUGAGGACGUGCCAGAGGCCCUCCUGCCACCAGCACAUCAGCUACUACGUGUCAGACUGGAGCCUGUGCUCAGAAAGUUGUGGAACAGGACGCAGGGACAGGCGUGUGGUGUGUAUGGACCAAGACCACUUUGAGCACCCAGAUGAACGCUGUGCCUCUCAGUUCAAGCCCUACACCGUCGAGAGCUGCAACACACAGCCCUGCCCUGGACCACAGAUGGUUCCUAGUGUUGCAGAUCCCAGGGGACAUGAGAGCUCUCUGCGUGGAUUUAGGCCUUACACACCUGAAGUGGACCAAGGAUCUGCCCGCCCCUCUCAGCCUUACAUCCCUGUGGUGGGUCCCCACUGCGCCCAGUCCUACUAUGGCUGCUGCCCUGACGGACACACUGAAGCCUCUGGGCCCAGGGGUGAGGGCUGCCCACAGGACGACUGCGUCAGGACCAGGUUUGGCUGUUGUCUGGACGGGGUGACUGCAGCUCAGGGCUUUGGCUAUGCAGGGUGUCCUGACUACCAGCCGCCGAUGGCACCCCCAGCUGAGGGUGACGUGUGCACCUUGCCCCGUGAGGUGGGCCCCUGCUUCAACUGGAUCUCCCGCUUCCACUUCGACUAUUCCCAGAGGACCUGCACCCACUUCUGGUUCGGUGGUUGCCAAGGCAACGGCAACAACUUCCUGUCCAUGGAGGCGUGUCAGAGGCAGUGCGGGGGCAUGGCCCCGCCCCCUCCUCCCCCAGCUGCGGGUCCCGCACAGAGACCUGUCAUCAGAGUGAGGCCCGCCAGACGCAGACCAUACCACGCCAGCAAAUGAGAAUGGGAGAUUUCAAAUCGCUCCAGCCAAUAGGAGGAGUGAGAUCGCUGAGCUCCAACCAAUGAGGGGGCAGAAAAGCAUUUAUGUACAACAGAGAGCAUUAUGUACACAGAGAUGUAACAUAAGACACUCAUACACUUACAUAUACACAUACCCAUACAUUUAUAUACACAUACAUACACACACACAAACACACACACACAUACACACACACACACACACACCUCAACAAUUCCAAAGUUUGCCAGUGGUCAACCUUAACACAUUCACCUCAAGGCUUUCUGUUAGUUAGGACAACAUGUUUUACUAAGUUUCUCUCCCACAUGAAUACAGAUUUGAAAAUCAGGACUCUCAUAGAACACUUUGCUAUCAAUAAAGCAGUCUGUUAGCCUGUAAAAGAAGA
This is a messenger RNA of Alosa alosa (allis shad), 2103 nucleotides long. It is a transcript of the gene paplnb, whose product is annotated as papilin b, proteoglycan-like sulfated glycoprotein. Gene Ontology annotation, molecular function: metalloendopeptidase activity; serine-type endopeptidase inhibitor activity. Lineage: Eukaryota; Metazoa; Chordata; Actinopteri; Clupeiformes; Clupeidae. Gene Ontology annotation, biological process: extracellular matrix organization. The record is from RefSeq and is a predicted model, not a curated record. The transcript is spliced from 13 exons. Bases 3 to 1700 code for a protein of 565 amino acids. Gene Ontology annotation, cellular component: extracellular matrix.